GUGAAGUCACACAAAGGGGAGGGUUGUCCGUAGUAUUGCCAUGUGUGCAGGGAGCAAACCCCAAACUUUCACAGUGAGGAAAGUCCAGUCAGUGUGUGAGUGCAUGCAGUCAGGGACCUGAAGAAACAUCCUGGGAUUUAUUCACAGUUUUGGCGAAGCCCCAUUAGCUCGUCCACCUCUGAACAGUCCAAAGGUCCGAGCGCCUCGUCGGUAUAUUAAGGAGCGUGGUGCCACCUCUUGCACAACUUUUUUAGUGUGAAGAAACCGGUGUGUUGCAGGUCGCGGUGCACCGCAGAGCAUUUUAAUAGUGACUCAACAUUGUUAAAAGGAGACAGUAGAAAUGGCAGCAACACGGAUGCAGCUACUAUCACCCAGGAACGUCCGACUUUUAAGCCGCGGGCGAGACGAAGUGUUAGCCGGUUGCAGUGGAGCGCAGCGGCCCGGCGGUGGUGGUGGUGGUGGUGGUCCCAGGGUCCGCUCACUGACCUCUUCCCAUCUGUCCUCCUCUUCUCCCGGCAGAGCUUUAUCAAGUCUGAGUGCGACUCGGCGUGGGGUCCCUAAAGAGAAAAUGACCGAGAAUGGAGUGUCGCCCCGGGCCAAAGUGUUGACCAUCGACACCAUGAACCCCACGGUGAAGAAGGUGGAGUACGCGGUGAGGGGGCCCAUUGUGCAGCGGGCGGUGGAGCUGGAGAGGGAGCUCUCUGAGGGAAUGAAGAAGCCUUUUGCUGAAGUCAUCAAGGCCAACAUUGGUGAUGCACAUGCUAUGGGCCAGCAGCCAAUCACUUUCUUCCGACAGGUCUUGGCGCUCUGCUCCUACCCCGAACUGCUGAAUGACAGCACAUUCCCAGAGGAUGCUAAAAGUAGAGCACGCCGCAUUCUGCAGUCCUGUGGAGGGAACAGUAUGGGCUCCUACAGUGCCAGUCAGGGCAUAGACUCUGUACGUCAGGAUGUGGCGCGCUACAUUGAGCGAAGGGAUGGCGGUGUGCCCUGCGACCCAGACAACAUUUACCUCACCACAGGGGCCAGCGACGGCAUUGUGACCAUGCUGAAGCUGCUGGUGUGCGGUGAGGACGAGACCCGUACGGGCGUCAUGAUUUCCAUACCCCAGUAUCCCCUGUACUCUGCCGCUCUGGCUGAACUGGGCGCCGUGCAGAUCAACUACUACCUUAAUGAGGAAAAGUGCUGGAGUCUGGACAUCAGUGAGCUGCAGCGUGCUCUGGAUGAGGCCCGGCGCCACUGCAACCCACGAGCCCUGUGUAUCAUCAACCCUGGAAACCCCACCGGUCAGGUGCAAAGCAGAGAAUGCAUCGAGGAUGUUAUCCGAUUCGCAGCAAAGGAACGUCUCUUCCUCAUGGCUGACGAGGUGUACCAGGAUAACGUGUAUGCUGAUGGAUGCCACUUCCACUCUUUUAAGAAGGUGCUGUUUGAGAUGGGACCAGAGUACUCAAACACAGUGGAACUGGCAUCUUUCCACUCCACCUCCAAAUGUUACAUGGGAGAGUGUGGCUUCCGUGGAGGCUACAUGGAGAUCAUCAACAUGGACAGUGAGGUGAAGGCCCAGCUGACCAAGCUGGUGUCUGUCCGCCUGUGUCCCCCUGUCCCUGGUCAGGCUCUAAUGGACCUGGUGGUCAACCCUCCGCAGCCUGGGGAACCUUCAUAUGACAACUUUAUCAAGGAGCGCACAGCCACGUUGAAUGUCUUAGCAGAGAAGGCCAAGCUCACAGAGCAGGUUCUCAAUACUGUGCAAGGCAUCAGCUGCAAUCCUGUGCAGGGUGCUAUGUACUCCUUCCCUUGCAUAACCAUCCCCGAAAAGGCCAUCAAAGAGGCCACGGACAACGGCCAGCAGCCGGAUAUGUUUUACUGCAUGAAGAUGCUGGAGGAGACUGGGAUCUGCCUCGUACCUGGAAGCGGCUUUGGUCAGAGGGAUGGAACCUACCACUUCAGAAUGACCAUCUUGCCGCCGACGGACAAGCUGAAGAUCCUGCUGAAAAAAGUCAAGGAGUUCCACCAGAAAUUCACACAGCAGUAUUCCUAAAUUUCUAAUUCUCUUCCUCUGUUCACAAGCGGAGCAGCUCAGCAGCCACAAGAAAUACACUAAUCCAAGUGCCUUUCCCACGACAGCUCUGGCGGUCUCUGCGAUGACACACUCGAGCCUCUACAGCUGUCUCUCAUUUGGACAUUCACAUACGAUACAAAAGGCACUGUAUUGUGUCCGAAAACAAAACUGGAGAUGAAGAAAUGAAAUCAAAAGACGUGUGUCAGCUCGGUACAAAAAUAAUGGUUGUGUGUGCGGUUUCAGCUUUGAAGGAUGUAUAGCAUGUCUUUGUAUUUGUGAAUAUGAGAGAUAGAUUGUCUAUGUGAAUACCAAGCUAAAAGAAAGGUACAACUGAAGGAAAAAUUGUAAUGCUUGGAACCUUGAGUUUGUAUAAAAUAUUUCAUUCCAGCAGGCGGAAGAAAAAAUGCAGAAAGGUUUCCAUUUGCAUGAUGAUUCAGAGAUGAUUUUGUAGAAUCAAAAUAAAUGUUAAUAGUCUUUA
Molecule: messenger RNA, 2534 nt
Organism: Larimichthys crocea (large yellow croaker)
Lineage: Eukaryota; Metazoa; Chordata; Actinopteri; Sciaenidae
Gene: gpt
Product: glutamic--pyruvic transaminase
Exons: 11
Coding region: 341-2035 (564 amino acids)
Biological process (GO): biosynthetic process
Molecular function (GO): transaminase activity; pyridoxal phosphate binding
Source: RefSeq, a predicted model, not a curated record